UUCAUACACACCAUAGAUAUCAAACACAAACAUUUUUUCCCAAAUCCCAACUGCCCCUAAAUUUCCAAUUCUUUUGCUCAUAUAAGCCAAUCAUCAAGAACCAAUUCUUCAACUUCAACUGACCCUCAUAUUUUCUUGGAUCAGUGUAUUAUAAAUCUCAAGAAAAGGGGCAAUUUUUUAGUACCCUUUUUUCCUUUUUGUGUUUUCUCUUUUUCCUUCUCUCUUGGGAAUUUUUUAAUUUCUUGAGGAAAUCAAGAAAAUAUGAGCAGAAUUCAAGAAAACAUGUCUUACACAAAUGAUGAGGAUGCUCAAAUUAGAUCUUCUUUAUCUCAAAUCCUAUUAACAAGUAGUACCAACACUUUAGACUCAAUAUUUUCUCAUUGCCAAGAACCAAAAAAUCAAAUGACUACUACUAGUUCUGUUCUUGAACCACUAGGUUCUUCAGUCUACCUCAGACAAAAGGAUUGGCUCCAAAAAUUUUGGGAACAGAACAGAACAAAUGUCACAAUUCCAACAAUUUCCACACAAACCCCACUUCAUGAAUCUUUAUAUUCAGAAAAAAUUUGGGAACAGAAUAUAGCAAAUGUCACAAUUCCAACAACUUCCACACAAACCCCACUUCAAGAUUCCUUAUAUUCACAAAGAUAUGUUAGUCCAAACAAGAAAAAGUUAUAUAGAGGAGUGAGACAGAGGUAUUGGGGAAAAUGGGUGGCUGAAAUAAGACUUCCUCAGAAGAGAAUGAGAGUUUGGCUAGGAACUUAUGACAAUGCUGAGGCUGCAGCUUAUGCUUAUGACAGAGCAGCCUAUAAACUUCGCGGGGAAUAUGCACGAUUGAACUUUCCAAAUCUACGUGAUCCGAGUGAGUUGGGAUUUGGAGAUAGUGAAAAGAUGAAUGCUUUGAAGAAUUCUGUGGAUGCAAAGAUACAAGCUAUAUGCCAGAAGGUUAAAAAGGAGAGAGCUAAAAAGGGUGCAAAGAAAAUUCUUGAAAGUGAGAAAAAAGUAGCAAAAAAUAUGGAUUUCGAUUCAUCAUCUUGUUCUUCUUCUUUGGUUGGUAGUGAAAGUUGGAGUCAUAGUGAUGUGAUUUCACAAAGUAGUUCUGAUGAUGGAUUCUUGAAUAGUGAGAAUUCACCUUACUCUGUUCUUGGUGACUGCCCCAUGGAGAAUGAUAACUGCCAUGUCACUAGCAUCCCAAAUCAAUUCGAAAGGCCGAUGCUGGAAAUGGAGUUCGAAGGUUAUUCCUUAGCAACAAUGCCUUCUUUUGAUCCAGAGUUGAUAUGGGCAGUCCUGGCCAACUAGAAGUCAUUCCGACUUACAAAGGCGGAUUCAAAAUUUUAAGUUGAUGAAUUCAGAUUACAAUCCCUUUUUGCUGAGCAAAAACUAUUGAAUUUUACCAAACCCGUAACUUCAGCUGUAGAUCCACCCCUGCUUACCCUCCACAUGACUUGAAUUUUUGACCUAUAGGUUAAAAGUGGUUCUGGAGUUAUUUUUAGAAUCUCUUCUUGAGAUUUAGUAGAGACCAUUUUUAUUUUGAAGAUGUGUAGUUAUUUAGUUA
This is a messenger RNA of Solanum dulcamara, 1552 nucleotides long. RefSeq names its product ethylene-responsive transcription factor ERF061. Bases 262 to 1296 code for a protein of 344 amino acids. Gene Ontology annotation, biological process: regulation of DNA-templated transcription. Gene Ontology annotation, molecular function: DNA binding; DNA-binding transcription factor activity. The transcript has a single exon. NCBI's taxonomy places the organism in Eukaryota, Viridiplantae, Streptophyta, Magnoliopsida, Solanales, Solanaceae. The record is from RefSeq and is a predicted model, not a curated record.